This is a messenger RNA of Protobothrops mucrosquamatus (brown spotted pit viper), 1355 nucleotides long. It is a transcript of the gene GEMIN8, whose product is annotated as gem nuclear organelle associated protein 8. Lineage: Eukaryota; Metazoa; Chordata; Lepidosauria; Squamata; Viperidae. Gene Ontology annotation, cellular component: SMN complex. The transcript is spliced from 3 exons. The record is from RefSeq and is a predicted model, not a curated record. Bases 1 to 831 code for a protein of 276 amino acids. Gene Ontology annotation, biological process: spliceosomal snRNP assembly.
AUGGCGCCACUGCCCCAUAUAUUCACGCACCAUAACUAUGUUUACUUCCUAAUGGUAGCGGGAUCCUCCUCUUCCUCUUCCGGGCCUACAGGACGGAAGAAGAGAGGCGGCGUGGUUCUAACUGGGCGUCGCGUGGAUCAAGCAAUAUUUUUAUGUCAAGACAUAGGACCAUGGUAUUUUCAAAAAAUGUAUGCAAGAUAUUGGAAACAUUACAAUGAAGCUAUGGAGUGGAUGUAUAGACAUAAAAACGCUUAUAGGAAAGCCAUGGAAUUAUUAUAUAAUCCAUCACUUCAUCCUUCCAAACAACAUCAACGUUAUUCUGAUUGGGAUGAAAAUAUUCCAGGGAGAACUGGUCCAUCUUUUUUCUCCACCUCAGACAGCAAAUCACGGUAUCCUCCAAGGCCUCAGGAUGACUUGCAUUAUGUCAGAAGAAGGAGAGCAGCAGAGAAAGAUUCUGAAAUAGAUUCAGAAUUUGAAAGUGAAGAGGACAUAGAAUGUGACCUCAGCAACAUGGAAAUCACAGAAGAACUUCGUCAUUAUUUUGAGCAGACUGAGCGACACCAGGAAGAACUACGGAAACAGAAACAGCUGGAGGCAGAACACCAAGAGAUAUAUGUGGAAGCUGACCAUGACUUUCACUUGUCCACAAGCCGGUCAGUGCAGCCCCCAGCUGAGAAGCCCGGCAAGAGAAGAAUGGCUGAAAUGAGAAAGCUCUAUGGCAAAGGUGCCAACAAAAUACAAGCAAUGGAGACCAUCAUGCAACUCAACUUUGAUAGGAAUUGUGAUACAAAACAGCCCAAGUACUGGCCAAUUAUUUCUCUGAAACUCUGAGCUAUGCGCCUUUUUCCCUUUUUGGAGAUUCAGAGCUGUAUAUCCUGAUGUUCAACCAAGCAGUAUAAUUAAAGGAAUGAUCAACAGUCAGCAAAAGAUCUUUUUAAUUUUCCUUUCCCUUUUCCAGUACAACUUUGAAUUUGUCUGCCAAUUUCCAGAGUCUAUUCCAAUUCAAUAGGAAAAGCUGAAUCGGUCAUUUGUACAGGGGAUACGGAAAAUUCUCUUUUAAAUGGUAUUUCAGUUAAUUUAAUGUUGGCAUGUGUUAGCCUUGCAGGAAAUGAAGUAACAUUUAUUUUUGUUCAGUUGGGCUAGGGAAAAAGACUAAAAACUAUCAAAAUUCAAAGCAUUUUUAAAAAAUGUUUUUAGUACUACACUAGUUUUGCUGUAGGAUUUUAAAUGCAGCUAUUUUUUGCAACCAUUUAUUUUCUUGGAGGCACCUGUAUUAGUUAGACAAAAUAUCUUAAAUUACUGUAAUUUGGCUUUUUGAGUUUCUCUUCCAAAAUGAAAAGUUUGGCUGUAGAGUU